This is a messenger RNA of Caenorhabditis briggsae, 477 nucleotides long. The transcript has 5 exons. The record is from RefSeq and is a predicted model, not a curated record. Bases 1 to 477 code for a protein of 158 amino acids. NCBI's taxonomy places the organism in Eukaryota, Metazoa, Nematoda, Chromadorea, Rhabditida, Rhabditidae.
AUGUGGUUCGUAGUAUUAUUAUUCAGUUUGGCGCAAGCACACGCUCGACAUGUUGGAGAAAUUGUCUGUAGACAGUGUGGAGCAACGAUAACCAGGCAAUCGGAGCUGCACAAUCUCACUGGUGUAGACGUCAAUCAGCUGCAAUACGAGUACGACUUUCCAUUGGUUGGAAAAACUACUACAGUACACGUUCUCAAAAAUCCACAAGGCCACAAAUUUCACGUUUUCGGCGCAAAGACGGCUCAUCUUCAUUUCCAUGGCAAGCCCGAAUCUCACGACACCUGGUACCCCGGCUUCAAAUGGACGAUUUGUCAAUGCAAAGCCUGUAGUAGGCAUAUGGGAUGGUACUUCGAGCCGGAGAGAAAAAUGACAACCACGGACCCAGAUAUCCCAGAUCGAAGCUUCAUUGGCCUGGUUUUGGAAAACGUCAUUUCGGCAGAUUAUGUCAACACCCUGACCAAGGUUCCGGAUUUCUGA